This is a messenger RNA of Carya illinoinensis, 1778 nucleotides long. Its product is annotated as probable magnesium transporter NIPA6. The transcript has 9 exons. Gene Ontology annotation, biological process: magnesium ion transport. Gene Ontology annotation, cellular component: membrane. Gene Ontology annotation, molecular function: magnesium ion transmembrane transporter activity. The record is from RefSeq and is a predicted model, not a curated record. Bases 285 to 1322 code for a protein of 345 amino acids. Lineage: Eukaryota; Viridiplantae; Streptophyta; Magnoliopsida; Fagales; Juglandaceae.
GACAGUUGGCGUCAAGGCGACUAGCAGGUUACAAAUUUUAACGUUCGGCCUCAAGUUCUCAACGAUCCUGUCCUUUUAGAUCCGCAGUUUAGAGAGCGAGGGUUUCCAACGCUAACAAAACCCAAACGCUAGUACGGGGGUCCAGUUGUGGAGACGGGGGUUUCCAAAUCCACUCGCUUCCCUGCUAGCUUUGCUUGCUUACAGUGACUAUUAUGCAUCCUUCUUAUCGAUACAGCUGUUCAUGCAAAUAAGUGUAUUAUUUUGAAUAUAUAAGGUUGAUUUAGAUGUACUCGAGUAAUUUGAAAGGCUUUAUUCUGGCCAUGGUUUCCAGCGCCUUCAUUGGAUCGAGCUUCAUCAUCAAGAAGAAGGGUCUCCGCCGGGCCGGGGUCAACGGCCCUCGAGCUAGUGUUGGAGGGUAUGGCUAUCUUUUAGAGCCUCUAUGGUGGAUCGGGAUGAUUACAAUGAUUGUUGGGGAGAUAGCGAAUUUUGUAGCGUACAUAUAUGCACCUGCUGUGCUGGUGACGCCCCUUGGUGCAUUGAGUAUUAUAGUUAGUGCUGUUUUGGCACAUUUCAUGUUGAAGGAGAAACUCCAGAAAAUGGGGACGUUGGGGUGUCUUCUUUGUAUAGUGGGAUCUACAGUGAUUGUACUCCAUGCACCUGAAGAGGAAUCUCUUAGUUCUGUAGAACAAAUCUGGGAAUUAGCAAUCCAACCAGCAUUUCUAUUGUAUACGGCCGCUGCGGUAGCUAUAACGUUGGUACUGGUCCUGCACUGUGCUCCUCGCUGUGGCCAAACCAACAUAAUGGUUUAUAUAGGAAUAUGCUCCAUAAUUGGAUCUUUGACAGUCAUGAGUAUAAAAGCCAUUGGUAUUGCAAUUGAGCUCACAUUAGAGGGCACAAACCAGCUUAAAUACUUUCAGACAUGGAUUUUUGCAAUGGUUGCAAUUACCUGUAUCAUUACCCAAUUAAAUUAUCUAAACAUGGCAUUAGAUACUUUCAACACAGCUGUUGUUUCUCCCAUCUAUUAUGCCUUGUUCACAUCUUUUACAAUACUUGCCAGUGCAAUAAUGUUUAAGGACUAUUCUGGUCAAAGUGCGAGCAGCAUAGCAUCUGAGCUUUGUGGCUUCAUAACUGUGUUAUCUGGGACAGCUAUAUUGCACAGUACACGAGAGCCAGAUCCACCAAUCAUUACAGAUUUGUAUACACCAAUAUCUCCGAGAGUAUCAUGGUACAUCCAAGGCAAUGGGGAACUCUGGAAGCAGAAGGACGAAGAUGGAUCACCCCCCACUUUUAUCACAAUUUUGCGGCAAGACUAUUUCAAGUAAAAGAAUAUGCAACUCAGUAUGGUACAUCUCAUCUCAAUGGUUUGGUAUGAAGGAUCAUCCUUUUGUGACACUGCAAUUCUUAAGCAAAAGUGAUGGAAAGCCCUGCGGACAAAAAUUUUGAGUAGGCGUUGGAUCUCAGCCACGUAGAUUGAGAUUCCAUAUAUGCUCGUGCAGGCCCAAAACUAAAAAAUUACAGGCAUUUUUGGCGGACAUUUUAAGAUCCUUUUCACCUUUUUUGGCAUGUCGAGUCAAGUCUUUUUGGGUGCCAUCUUGUGAAAUUGUUCUGUAGCAAUAGCAGCCCUAAGCGGUGAUUUCUUCUUACAUUCACUCUUUUCCCCCCUUUUGUUUUUGUUCUGUUCUGUUUUCUUCUUGUGGCUUUUAGUUUCAUUAAAUUUUUUUGUAGGACAGAAUCUGGUUCCUGGCGCGCAGGCUUUAAGAAUGAAUUAAUUCUUGUAA